Ziziphus jujuba (common jujube) is the source of this 1891-nucleotide messenger RNA. RefSeq names its product amino acid transporter AVT1H. The transcript has 3 exons. Gene Ontology annotation, cellular component: vacuolar membrane. The record is from RefSeq and is a predicted model, not a curated record. Gene Ontology annotation, molecular function: amino acid transmembrane transporter activity. The coding region runs from base 106 to 1524 and encodes 472 amino acids. Lineage: Eukaryota; Viridiplantae; Streptophyta; Magnoliopsida; Rosales; Rhamnaceae. Gene Ontology annotation, biological process: amino acid transmembrane transport.
UGUAUCCAUCUGAAUCACUUCUCAGCAGCUCCAACCCAUUAUUUGGUACGAAGAAGCUUUGAACCUAAUCAGCUUUUUUAGAAGUACUACUACUUUUGAGAGCAAAUGAAUAGCAGAAUUUGCAAAUCAAAAUGCUUAUGCUCAUCAAACUGUCUUUCACACCAGAAGAAUCAAGUUACCAGUAAUGAAUCAGUUCAUGGUUCAGAUUUGGCAGUGCAAUAUUUGUCAACCUACAAUGUUUGUGUAGAGCAAAACCAAGUCUGCAAGUGUGAUCUUCAAACUACAAAUGUUGAUGAUGAUCAUUACCAUGGAAACCAAGCGGCCAAUUGUUCUUUCACUCAUGCUGUCAUCAAUAUGAUUGGCAUGCUCAUAGGUUUGGGACAACUAUCAACUCCAUAUGCUCUACAAAGUGGAGGUUGGAUUUCAGCAUUCUUGUCAGUAGGACUUGGGAUGGUUUGUGCAUAUAGUUCACAUUUACUUGGGAAAUGCUUAGACAAGAAUCCAAAAGCAAGAAGCUAUUCAGAUAUUGGUCAACAUGCUUUUGGAAGAAAAGGAAGAGUUUUAACAACAACUUUCAUUUACAUUGAAAUCUUCAUGGCCCUUGUCUCUUACACAAUCUCAUUGCAUGACAAUAUAAUUAGAGUCUUCUUUGGAACUCAUCUAACCUUGGCUUGGGCCAAAUUGUCCACUUCCCAGCUUCUUACUCUGAUUGCAGUUUUAAUAGCACUACCAAGUCUAUGGCUGAGAGAUCUUUCUUCCAUUUCUCUUCUCUCUUUUGGUGGUAUUCUUAUGUCAAUUAUAAUUUUCUCAACUGUGGCUUGCACUGCCAUUUUUGGAGUUGUUAAAGCUAACCAUAGGGUACCAGCUCUUAAUCUUCACAAUAUUCCUUCAAUUUCUGGGCUUUAUAUAUUCGGCUAUACAGGACAUAUUGUUUUCCCUGACUUGUACAAAGGCAUGAAAGAUCCUUCAAAGUUUACCAGGGUAACUAUAGUCAGCUUCACCAUAGUCACCCUACUCUACACACUGCUAGCUUUCAUGGGUGCAAAAUUGUUUGGACCGGAAGUAAAUCCCCAAAUUACCCUUAGCAUGCCUCCACAUCUAAUUGUGACAAAGAUUGCAUUAUGGGCAACUGUGCUAACACCAAUGACCAAAUAUGCAUUGGAAUUUGCACCCUUUGCUAUUCAACUUGAGAACAACCUUCUUCCUCAAUCCAUGAGUUCAAGAACCAAAAUGAUCAUUAGAGGAAGUGUUGGUUCAAUUCUUCUUCUGAUUAUACUUAUUUUGGCCCUUUCUGUGCCAUAUUUUGAGCAUGUUCUUGGCCUCACUGGCUCAUUGGUCAGUACUGGAGUAUGCCUGAUUCUACCUUGUGUCUUCUACAUCAAGAUCUAUUGGGGUCAGAUACCAAAACCUAUUCUGGUUCUUAACCUCAUUUUCAUUGCAUUUGGUUCUUUUCUUGGGGUAUUUGGAACCAUUUCUUCAUCAAAGUCUCUCAUAAAAAAAUUCAUGAAAGCUCACUCAGCCUAAGAGAUCAAAAGAUCCAAAGAUUAUGAUCAGUUGCCCUAUAAAUAUAUGAUCAGUAUUUCAUCAGAUCGAACUGAAAAGAGACUGAUGAAUGAUAAAAUGUGAAUGAUAAUAUGUGUUUCAAUAGUACAAGAGGGGAUACAUAAAAGGCUGGCAGGAGACAGUGCACUUGUGAUAAAGAGUGUUUUCCUUGUACUUAAUCAUUAUAGUUUUUUCUUUUUUGGAUGUUCUCUAUUUACACUUUAAUUUGUAAUAUGCUAUGAGCAUGGAGAUUCUUCAUGGAGUCUCAAAUAAUAAUGGUUUUCGUUUUUGAGAGGAAGGAAAAAUAAAUUGUAGCUAUUUCAUGAUAGCUAGAUAUUCUAACUUAGUA